AUGAGCACCUCAUCAACUCCUUCGAGGCCCGAGGGCUGGCCCGACUGGCUGUGCGAGUGUGUGUCUGAGACGGACUUUCGAGCUGCCCUGUAUGGGGAGCGUUUGUGUGUGUGGCGAGGUGGGGCCAAGGUUUGGCAUGAUCUGCGCUUGGGCUGGGCAGAUCUGCUGACGAUUGAGAGCACCGUGCCGGUCAAGUUCUAUCGGCACGAUCAGCCUGCCUGGGAAGGGUUGGCAGAGGCACGGCGCUUGCCAUUGCAGGACUUUGUGCACUGGGUGCAGUCAAGCAUUGCUGCCGCUGGUGAUUCGCCAGCAGCAUCGGCCACAAAGCGGGCUAAGACGACGGGCAAGCUCGCAGCAGAAGAGUUUGAUCCCGCCCACUACUGGGGCUAUGCCUCGUACAUUUGGUGGCGUGAUUUACCUGCUCCACUCUUGUCUGUGAUCUUCCAGAGACUGUCCUUCGUGACCAAGGUGCAUUCUGGUGUGGCACCGCUGGCGCCACCACCCAUGGUCAUUACGACGUCUAUGGCUGCAAUAUCGUUGCACAGCACCACGGCACCAAACGCUGGCUGGUGGCCGCACCCAAUGCGUCUGAAGUGCAAGCCACCCGAGUUCCGUGGGAGGAAUCUACCGUAUAUGCCAUCACCUCGCUCCAAGAGCUACGCCGCGCGCAUCCCAAAGCCGUGUUUGAGGUGCACCUGCAACCGGGGGAUCUAA
This is a messenger RNA of Monosiga brevicollis MX1, 714 nucleotides long. RefSeq lists its product as uncharacterized. The record is from RefSeq and is a predicted model, not a curated record. Bases 1 to 714 code for a protein of 237 amino acids. Lineage: Eukaryota; Choanoflagellata; Craspedida; Salpingoecidae. The transcript is spliced from 3 exons.